AUGGCGGAUUAUCCAGAAUUUGGAGUCGAAACGUUUCUCAUCACCGCCAACUCCGAAUACAAGUUUAGACUGAUAAACGACUACACGAAAGCGAUCAGGAAAACUUUUCUCGGACCAACUCUCGAGGAGCCCGUCCAACGUAUGCACGUCACUAACAGAAUACAGACCGAAGGAAAAAAUCGUGGAUACAUGAUAUUCAUGACGAAUAAGGAAAUCGGUUUGGUGGUGCUGCCAUUCGAUGGCAAUCCUUACAAAAUCGUCGCGACGUUAGCCCACCCAAAAAAGAUAACGUGCAUGGCGAGCAGUGACUGUGGCAAAUAUUUAUUCACCCUUGGUGAAAACGAGCACAGUGUAUUCAUGUGGAAGAUAAAUUACAGAUCUGUCGAUACGAUGGAACGUUUAGGUGGCGAGGGUCUCGCACCUUUUUGCAGCUUAAUUGACGGUGGCAAGGACGGAUGGCUCGUCAAUGAGAUGGAAGACUUGUUUUAUUACGCUCAAAUUAUUCAACAAGGUGAAAACACGUCAGCAACGAGAAUCGUCGGUGCAAAAGUGUCGAUAAUGCAACUGCCGAAUCUCAUGAGAGCUGUUGGUUUUUAUCCAACGAACAGCGAGCUUGAGACCAUGAUGGAAGAGAUUUCUUACAAACAUUACGCCGAGACUGGGCGACUAGUCGAGGAAAUGACUUUCGACGAUUUCGUCAAAUUGUACGUGAACCAUCGUCCGGCUUUCGGCAUCACGAAAACCCAAAUCAGACAAGCUUUCGAGGCUUUUACGACCUCUGAAGAUUUGUCGAAUCCAACAUUGACUUCGAAGCAAUUUCUCGAGGUUCUUUACGGUCGCGGGGGUCAAAAUAAUCUUGGAGGAAAUUCUUCUGGAGGAAAAUUAUACGGUGAGCCACUGAGCAACGAAGAAGCGCAUACUUACCUGCGACGUUUGGUGCCACAGGACGACGACACGACGUCCUUUUCGGGAAGUCGAGACGAAAAAGAUUUCAAGGCCGAAUUGAAUUUUGAUUUUCUUCCACCGACGAUUUCGUACAAGAGUUUCACCGAAGAGAUUCUGGGGAUAGAAAAUUCUCAAUUUCUCGUGACGUGGAUAAGAUGAUUCAUUUCCUAUUUCGAAUCUUCGUUUUUUCGUGGUUCUCGAGGAAAAAAGGCGAUGGAGUCUGAGCGAAUAGUUUUUUUUUUUUUUUUUUUGAAGGAUAAAUAUUCUUUCAAAUCUUUAUAAUAGUUUUUUGG
Venturia canescens is the source of this 1238-nucleotide messenger RNA. Its product is annotated as cilia- and flagella-associated protein 251-like. The transcript has 8 exons. Gene Ontology annotation, cellular component: motile cilium. The coding region runs from base 1 to 1104 and encodes 367 amino acids. The record is from RefSeq and is a predicted model, not a curated record. Lineage: Eukaryota; Metazoa; Arthropoda; Insecta; Hymenoptera; Ichneumonidae.